This is a messenger RNA of Aspergillus luchuensis, 795 nucleotides long. RefSeq names its product FMN-binding negative transcriptional regulator. Lineage: Eukaryota; Fungi; Ascomycota; Eurotiomycetes; Eurotiales; Aspergillaceae. The record is from RefSeq and is a predicted model, not a curated record. The transcript has a single exon. Bases 1 to 795 code for a protein of 264 amino acids.
AUGUAUCUCCGCGCCAUCCACGCCGAAUCGCACAUCCCAGCUCUCCACCAACUCAUCCGCCAAAACCCCCUCGGUAUCCUCACAACAGCAAUCAAAUCCCCUCUCUACCCCCUCCUGCAAUCAAGCCACAUUCCCUUCAUUCUGGACGUCCCCCAAACAGAAGACUCAUCGGACGAAAGAAUCCCCAAUGGCACCCUCCGCGGCCACAUGGCCAAGCAAAACCCCCAAGCCAAGGCCCUGAUGGAAGCACUAGCAGCGCAGCAACAACAAUCAGGCAACAAUCCCGGCUCUCUCGAACUAGAAGACGAAGUGCUCGUCCUCUUCACCUCCGAACACCACCACUACGUCACACCCAAGUUCUACACGGAGACGAAACCCGCCACAGGGAAGGUCGUCCCAACGUGGAACUAUGCCGCUGCGCAAGCGUACGGCAAGAUCCGGGUUUACUGUGAUUCGAAGUCCGAGGAGACGGGGGCGUUUCUACAGAAAGCCGUGGAGGAUUUGACGAGUCAGAGUGAGGGGUCUAUUAUGGGGUAUACGGGGACCGAGGGGCGUCCGGGGCCGUGGAAAGUGUCGGAUGCGCCGGUGCCGUAUGUGGAGAUUCUGAAGAAGAAUAUUAUUGGUAUCGAGAUUAGGAUUGAGCGGUUGCAGGGGAAGUUUAAGAUGAGUCAGGAGAUGGGGAAGGGGGAUCGUGAGGGGGUUGUCAGUGGAUUUGAGGCGUUGGAGACGGAUGUUGGGAAGGGGGUUGCGCAGAUGGUGAGGGAGAGGGGGGAGAUGAAGGAUGCGCAGAAGUAG